Beta vulgaris subsp. vulgaris (sugar beet) is the source of this 2197-nucleotide messenger RNA. Its product is annotated as zinc transporter 1. Gene Ontology annotation, molecular function: zinc ion transmembrane transporter activity. The coding region runs from base 864 to 1955 and encodes 363 amino acids. The transcript is spliced from 4 exons. Lineage: Eukaryota; Viridiplantae; Streptophyta; Magnoliopsida; Caryophyllales; Amaranthaceae. Gene Ontology annotation, cellular component: plasma membrane. The record is from RefSeq and is a predicted model, not a curated record. Gene Ontology annotation, biological process: zinc ion transmembrane transport.
AAUGAAAACCAAAAUUGAAUUUAUUCAGCCAGAAAGUAAUGGAAGAUGAAAAGAUCUAUCUUCUUCCAUUCUUAAUCCAGAUCCAAUUCAUCCACAAUUUACUCUCCCUUCAAAUUCAAUCAAAGGGUUUUAUAGCAAAUUAUUGAAUUUUCACUUAUAGAGUGAUUGUUUAUAUUGCUAGUGGAUAUCUACAUCAAACAAGUCACAAGUUUCUAUACUUAGUGAAGUUUUUUUUGUUGGAUUGGUGUUUCUUCUCCUGUCUUAAUCUGGGAUUGACAAAUUUAGUAACAUUUUCAUAAAACUUCUUAUUAAACAUCCUUACAAGUUACAACUCAUUUUAUUGGCGGGUUCUAUGUGAAUAGUGCAUAUUACAGUGAUAUUUUUUGUCGUAAUAAAGAAAAAGAGUCAACCAUUUUCAGAUACCCAUUUUAUUAGAAAAUCUCCAAAACAUUAACGAGUAUGAUUUUCCUCAAAAUCGCAUGAGAUACCUUUAUAAUAUGCUACUAUUACAAAUUAUCGCGACAAAAUGUCAAUGGGAUAAGUGCGAAGAAACUACUAGUUCUUGUUAUGAAUGAUUGAUUUAACACAAAUUGAGAUAUACUCAAUUAUUCACAUAUUUGGUCUACAAGAAAGAUUUAUAUCAUUAAAUCUCUUUGUCCAUUGAAAACAAUGUGCUAUGAAAGAUUUAGAUUAGAUGAUUUAGUAGUAAUAUAAGAGGGCCCAUUCAUUGAAAAUUACUUUUGGCUCUAGUACAAUGACGACAUCCUGUGCACACUCUUUCUCAUAUUUUGGCGUCUUUAGACCAUUUCAACACUAAAAAACAGGAUUUCUCAACCUUCACUUUAUUUUCUUGCCCAAAAAAAAUGUUGUCUAAGGCGUUAUGCUGCUAUGUUAUCUUCCCUUUAGAUCAAAUUCUUACCACUUCUUUACUCACACAACAAAACACCACAUGUAAUUGUGAUUAUGUAACACAUAAUCUUAGUGUAGACACUUUACUAAAGACUAAAAUCGCGGCAAUAGUCGCGAUUUUAGUAGCUAGUGGAGUUGGUGUUACUCUUCCUAUCGUAGGGAAAAACUUACCAAUUUUACACCCGGAGAGCAAAUUAUUCUUCUUAAUUAAGUCUUUCGCGGCAGGGGUAAUUUUGUCAACAGGGUUUGUACACAUAUUGCCUGAUGCAUUUGAGAACCUUAGUGAUCCUAGCCUUAGUGACACCCCUUGGGGUAAGUUCCCUUUUACUGGCCUUGCGGCUAUGCUUGGUGCUCUUGGCUCGUUAAUGAUCGAUGCUGUCGCCACGGGACAUUAUCGUAGAGCGCAUUUCGGCCAGCAUUCGGCCUCGAGUAUUGGUGCUGUUGAUGAUGAGACUAGGGGAGACCAUGCUAGUCAUGUUCACCUUCAUACUCAUGCUACUCAUGGUCAUGCUCAUGGGCCUGGUCCUAUGGAUGCCAACUUGGAUGGUUUGAGUGACUUUGAUCGUAUCAGAUAUAAAGUUACUUCUCAGGUGCUUGAGCUGGGGAUUGUAGUUCACUCGAUAAUUAUUGGGAUAUCACUAGGUACUUCGCAGAGCCUUGACACGAUCAAGCCUCUGAUAGUAGCAUUGUGUUUCCAUCAGUUCUUCGAGGGCAUUGGACUUGGCGGAUGCAUUGCACAGGCUGCAUUCAGGUCAGGAUCAACAAUGUGCAUGGCUUUGUUCUUCUCCCUUACUACUCCUGUAGGAGUCGCAAUUGGUAUUGGAAUAACAAAUGUUUACGAUGAUAGUAGUCCAACUGCGCUAAUCGUUCAAGGAUUGUUAAAUUCAGUAGCAGCUGGAAUCUUAAUUUACAUGGCACUUGUUGAUCUUCUAGCUCAAGACUUCAUGAACCCAAAGGUACAGACCAACACCAGGCUUUUCGUUGGAGCUAACGUAACCCUGCUUCUUGGUGCCGGAGUCAUGGCCCUCUUGGCUAUAUGGGCUUGAUAUGUUCCUUAGACAAUCUUUAGCUAAGCAUUCUGCUACAUAUGUGCUCAUUAACUCUCCCCUUUUGUUCAUUGGGGUUUCAGUGAUAAUUCACAAGAAGUUCACAUGAGAAUAAUUACAUUAAGGGUCCGUUUGGUAGAGUGUAAAACGUUUUCCUUGAAAACUAUUUUCCUAUUUUACAUUGUUUGGUUUGGUGUAAAAUAUUAAAAUGUAUAUUUAGUGCUUGUAUCUGAUCAUAUUUA